CCAGCCACCUGGGGUUGCCUGCUGGCCUGGUGGCUUUGUGGAGCUGUCCCCUCCCUGAGCGCCCAGGGCGUGAAUGUUUGAACUAUUUUGCUUUUGGCACUUGGCUGAGCGUGGAGUGGCUGCAGGAAUGGUAUCACCCUGCCCCGAGAGCCCUCAGGGCUGGCACUCAGCGUGUCCUGCGUGCCCAGCCCUGCCAGGCUGGACUCGAGGUGCUCCUGGGUGUUUCUUGUUUGUGUAGGUGACUCAUCCCAGCCUUGUCCCUGCUGCUGUCCCUGCUGUCCCUCGGUGCCACCGCUCCUCCCCAGGGCUCAGCCACCUCUCCUGGCUCCCAGCACGUGUCCCUGGUGCCUCUCCCCGCAGGACACGGCAGAGCUGUGCUCAAGGAGCUAUGGGGAACACCCCGGGUGUGCCAGAGGAGGCUGAGGAUGGUGGCACCUGCACGGUGAAGAGUUACCAGCCCCUCUCCGACUCUCCCGACGGUGUUCAGAACGGAUCUGUGGUGUUUGCUCAGAACCCUCCCCCGGCAGGGAACGGUGAAGGGGAUGCCAGGGCAGCUCCUGGCCGGGAUGCCGCUGCCGUCCCUCCAGCGGAGCUGCGCGGUGCCCGGGCAGGUGGGCAGGCCGGUGGGAGCGCUGCCAGCGGGGCUGUGCCAGCUGCCAGCGGGGCUGUGCCGGCUGCCAGGCCCCGCGCCGCGCUCGCCUUCCCCUGGGCUGUGCCAGGGCGUUCCGCGGAGCCUCCGGCCCCCGCAGAGCCCGCUGCCGAUGCCACCGGGCUGAACACAGCCCCGAGGGAGGGCACAGACCGGCCCGGGACGGCUGCGGACCGGCAGGAGAGCCAGAAAAACCCGGGCCAGGCCCCGCUGCAGGACGUGGAGCUCGAGGAGACACCUGAGGGACAGGAUGUGGCCGCCCCAAAGGCCAAACAAGUGACGCUCUUGGACAGGAUCUUCAGGCUGGAGAAGCACAAGGGAAGGACACGAGGGGACCCUCAGGAGGGCAGGCAGGAGCUGGACGUUCCCAACGGGGGCAUCGCGGCCGGCGCACCCAACGCUGGGGUCCCGCUGGGCAAGGAGAUAGAUGAGUGCAGCCAAAAGGAGCUUGGGCAGGACUGUGCAGGUGAGCAGGUGGCUGCAGCACCUGGGAGGGCACAGGCACAGCAGGACGGUCCCCAGGCAGCUGCAGGACAGGGCUCAGUCAUGAGCUUCCUCAAAACACUGGUCUCCCCAAACAAAGCUGAAGCCAAAAGUGAUUCUGAAGACAAGGGCUCCAAGGCGGAGAAGGGCCCCGGGGGGCAGCCCGGCCCGAAGGCAGAAUCCCCCUCCAAAGGAGCCAAGAAAAAGAAGGCAGAGAGCCCCAAGCUGGGCCACGGCACCUUUAGCAAACUCUUUAGGCACAAGGCUGCGAAAGAAACCCAGCAGACAACCAACACCAAACCCUGUCCUUGUGGUCCCCAGAGCCCCGAGCAGCCUGCAGCCCCCUGUGCAAAAGCUGACAGGAAUGUCCCCCAGGCCCAGGAGCCUCAGCCCAAGCAGAACCCGAAAGCGCCCGAGGCUGCGGCCCCUCCGCAGGGAGUGACCAGCGAACCCCCCCGCGAGGCCACCAGGGACAAGGGCCCGGCCACCCCUCUGCCCCUGAGCAAGCUCUUCUGGAAAAAGAACUCCUCGGAAGAGGCAGAGGCCGUGAGCAAUGAGAAGGCAGAGGCGGCUCCCGAGGCGGCGGCUCCCGACAGGGACGAGAGCAGGAGCGCCGAGAGCGCCGAGGUGAAACCGCGCGGGGCCGAGAGCAAAACGCCCAAGGCAAACCUGAGGAAGUUUUUUAAGCUGUCACUCAAGGGUGAUGGAGGGACCCCCAGUUCGGAAGAGGGAGCAGGUCCCAGCCCCACACACCGCACCUUAAACCCCACGGAGAAGCCUCUUGCCCCGUCUGAGAGCGACCCUGGGGGCCAGAGGAGCAAAGAGGGCUCCAAGGACAAGAAGAGCCUGGUGGAGCUGGGCAGGCAGAAGGGCAGGGAGCAGCCAGAGCCCCGGGAGCAGCCGGCAGCCGAGCCCGACUCCGUCCAGAACGGCGGUGACACCAAGGAACCCUCCUACAAGAGGACAGAGAAGAGGCAGUCCCUGGGAGGGUUUUUUAAAGGCUUUGGCUCCAAAAGGAUGCUGGAUGCAGAAGUGCAGACAGACCCCGUGUCCAUCCUCCCUGCUGGCAAAUCCAAGUAAAGCCCAGCCGGGGCUGCUGAAGGGAGGCUCAGCUGCCCUCUGGGGCUCCUGGCAGCAGAAUUGACUCCUUUUCCCUCCCAGGGCUGCCGGCAAACGCCCGAGGCUGAAGCAAAUGCUGGGGUACCACUGCAGGGUGUCAUUGGCAGGGUUUGUUCCUCACCUGUGGAAAGCAGCUCUGAAGAUCCCAAGAAAUGUGUUUAAAGUGAGGUGGUGUGGGUGGUUUGGAGCGUGGGGAGGGGAGGGUAAGGCAGGUGCGAGGGUGGCAGAGAAUUCAGUAAAUGCAGAAAAACAGAGCACGUGGAGAAGGAGGGCAGCGAGGCACGGGCAGCGGAUCCUCCGCUGGGGAGAGCUUGAGAGCAGCCAGGAAAAUCAUAAAUCCCCUUGGACACACGUUCUGCUUCACGGGAAAAACAAAAAACCAGCCGAGCCACUUCUGGGGGGUUCCGACACCACAAAUCCCCUUGGACACACGUUCUGCUUCACGGGAAAAACAAAAAAAACCCAGCAGAGUCACUUCUGGGGGGUUCCGACAGAGCUGAAAUUAGAGCUGAACCCUGACAGAGCCCGUGGCGAUCCAACCCUGCUUCCCCGGUUAUUAAUGGAAAUUAAAACUCUAAAAUGCAAAGGCUUGAUUGGGGCAGCUCCUCUCUGGGCCGGGCGAGGUGGGAUAACAAAUUAAAAGCUAUUUAAGGUUCUAAUAGGACACAAGAGGGCACCCACGUCCCCUAACGCCGGGCUGUGCCUGCCAGCCGGGAAUUAAUGUUCCUUAGGUCGUAGGAAACUUAGUUGUUCACCCUGGUACCUGUUUAUGUCCAUACUUGUAAUUAACCCUAAUAAAAACCAAAAUCAAAGCUGCUCCGGCAGCUCUGUGCUUCACUAGGCUCCUGUAAUAACUGUAGUUAAUAAAUAUUACAGAAAAUUAAGAUUUCUGUUCAAUCCUAGCCUGUACAGGGAACCGUGGGCCUGACAUUUUAAUCCACACUGAUCCUAAUGAUACAAUACUGUAUAUUUUGACAUCCUUAUCUUUAAAUAAACUAAUACUUAUCCUUUGAAACAAAAAA
Messenger RNA from Prinia subflava (tawny-flanked prinia), 3273 nucleotides. It is a transcript of the gene BCAS1, whose product is annotated as brain enriched myelin associated protein 1. Bases 389 to 2212 code for a protein of 607 amino acids. The transcript is spliced from 13 exons. The record is from RefSeq and is a predicted model, not a curated record. Gene Ontology annotation, biological process: myelination. NCBI's taxonomy places the organism in Eukaryota, Metazoa, Chordata, Aves, Passeriformes, Cisticolidae.